Molecule: messenger RNA, 2502 nt
Organism: Plasmodium falciparum 3D7
Lineage: Eukaryota; Apicomplexa; Aconoidasida; Haemosporida; Plasmodiidae
Source: RefSeq, a predicted model, not a curated record
AUGGUGUUACCAUUAUUAUUUAUAAAUUACAAGAAUAAUAAAUACAAGAAUGAAUAUGCAUAUAAGCAUGUAGUAAAAUGUUAUAACCUUCCUGAAUUUAUGUAUGAAGGUUUUUUUGAAUUUUUAAUAAAAAAAUAUAAUAAUGAGGACUUAUAUAAAAUAGAUGAGAUUAUAAAACCGUCAUAUGAAGAAACGAAGUUAUAUCCACUCAAAAUAAUUUGUAAUAAAAAUUUAGGUAAUUUUUUAAUAAAGAAAGAAAAGAUCUUAGUAGUCGAUGAUAUUAUGGAAAACAAUAAAGUGUAUAUUAAAAUAGAUAAUGAUAAAAAUGAAUAUAAUAAUAAUGAUGAUGUUAUUUAUGAUAAUAUUCAUAUAAAUGUGGAAGAUAAAAAAGAAUGUAUACAAAAAGUUUCUUUUGAAAAUAAUAUGUAUAUAGAUCAAGGGAAAAAAACAAAAACAGAAGACAAACAAUAUAUAAAUAAUAAUAUUUUUAAUGAUCUUGUGGAUAAUUCUAAUGUUACUCUGAAGGAAGAUAAUAAUGUAACAUCCGGUGAUUAUGCUUAUAUAAAUGUACAUAAUUGUGUGAAUGAUGAAAAUUAUAUGAUGAACAAAAGAAAUGUUCAAAGUAUUGAGAGGGACAUAAAUAAAAAUAAAAAGGAAGUACAAUAUUGUGAAUAUGUUGACGAUGAAAUGAAUAAUCUCCCACACAAUAAUAAUAAUAAAAAAAACAACAACAAUAAUAAUAACAACAAUAAUAAUAAUGACAAUAUUUAUGAGAAUAAGUAUGAUUAUUAUAGUUGUUGUUAUAGCGACCAAUUUGAUGAAAGCGAUUCAGACUAUUCUGUCAUAUGUGCUCAUAAUAAUAAUAAUAAUAUUAUCACAUGUCAUGAGACAUGCUCUUAUAACGAUGAACAUCAAAAAUAUAAAAAUAAAAACGUAAAAUAUAUAGAAGAUGAAAAUAAUAACACAGGUGAUUAUGCCUCCAAUACAUCCGAGACCAAAAGUGGAUAUAGCUCAUACAAAUAUAAUAAUAUUAUAAAUUAUAAAAACAACCAAAAAAAUAAUAAAAAAUGUAAAAAAAUAUUCUAUAUCUAUUUCGUUGAAGGAAAUGUACAAGAAUUUAUUCAAGAUAUAAACGAAGAAGAUAAAAAUAAAAUAGAAGAAGAUAUUAUCGAUAAAAUUUUAAAUGAAGAAAAGGAAAAUAUAAAUAAAAAGCAUGUGGAAAAUGAUACAUAUAAUAUAAAUAAUAAAAAUAAUUCAAUUCAAGGAUAUAUAUAUAAUUUGCACAAUCAAAAUUGUUAUCAAGAUAAUGAAGAAUAUGUAAAUUCUGCUGAAAUGGAAACGGGGAGAAUAAACCAGGAAGACAAAAGUGACAUAUCGUUAUCUACAUGUUGUAUGCAAAGUGAAAAAAAUAAAGAAAAUGAAAAAUAUGAUAAAUUUGUACAAAAUAAAGAAAAUGAAACAUAUGAUAAAUUUGUACAAAAUAAAGAAAAUGAAAAAUAUGAUAAAUUUGUACAAAAUAAAGAAAAUGAAAAAUAUGAUAAAUUUGUACAAAAUAAAGAAAAUGAAAAAUAUGAUAAAUUUGUACAAAAUAAAGAAAAUGAAACAUAUGAUAAAUUUGUACAAAAUAAAGAAAAUGAAAAAUAUGAUAAAUUUGUACAAAAUAAAGAAAAUGAAAAAUAUGAUAAAUUUGUACAAAAUAAAGAAAAUGAAAAAUAUGAUAAAUUUGCACAAAAUAAAGAAAAUGAAAAAUAUGAUAAAUUUGUACAAAAUAAUAAGAAUGAGGAACACAUGCUUGAUGAUAAUAAAGAAAAAGAUUUGAUACAUUCUUCAAUGAGAUCAGAUUAUAGUAAUACAAAUGUAAAAGAAAACGAUAUGAAAGUUAUAUGGCCAAAUAAAUUAUCAUGGAAAGAGAUAUCAAAUGAAAUAAAAAAAAAAUUAUGUGUUGUUAUAAAAAAUAAACCAGCUGAAUGGAAUCAUUAUGAUUUACAAAAUUUUUUAGUAUCCCAAUUUCAUAAUAAGAAUUACAUUCCAACAUUCCAAGAUAUUUUUAUAACAAAAAGUUGUCCGACCAUAGCGACAGUAGCAUUUAAAAAUGAAGAAGAACGAAAUUAUUUCUUAGAUCAUCAAAAAUUUAAGUUACCCAAUUUGAAACAUCAUCAUAAAGAUUUAAAUAAAAAUAAUAUUUAUUAUAAUAAAUAUUCAAAUUUCUUAGUUCUACAAGAAUAUGUAAUCUCAUAUAAUACUCAAAGUAAUAAUAACCCUAAAAAAUAUUAUCAAGAUAAAUAUGAACAAAACAUAUAUAAAGAUUAUGAAUCAAGGCAAAAAAGAAAAUAUAAUAAUUUUUAUGAUCAUUAUAAUCAUAAUUUUCAUUCAAAAAAAUAUUCAGAUGUAUCUAUUAAUAAAUAUAAAAAAAAAAUUAAUUUUAAUAAUAACUAUGAUAUAAAUAGCAAUGUCAAAAGGAAAAAAGUAUCUACGUCAUAUGAAAGAAAUGAUGAUUCUUAG